AAAAAAGUUAAAAGAGAAAUUAGAUAUUUUAAACAAGUUAUCCUGGGUCAGUAUGUAUAUUACCAAUUCUAUGCUAGAAUGCAUCUAUAUUAUGCAAAAUUAAAUCUAACAAAUCUUUGAGUAGAAAUAGUUGAAGAAGGAAGCAUUUGACUAACAUAGUUAUGGUACAGAUAAACCAAUUAUUUCUGAGUUUAACCUCACCUAAUUACUAUCUAGAAGAAAAUGUGGUAAUCAUUAUAUUUUUCAAGGGCAGAACCUAUGAAUUAUGUGAGAUCCACUUUGGACAAACAUAGGUUGGUGGAAAUUGACUUGUUGGAGACCCAGUACACUUUAGACUGUAUGUAUCUAUUCUCUCCAUGCAGGUCCCUUGCAUUAGGCCAGCAAUAUACAUCCCUGGGCUCCCAACCAAUUCUCUGUGGUUCCAUUCCUGGCUUAGUGCCUAAGCAGCUUCGCUUCUGCCGAAACUACAUUGAGAUCAUGCCUAGUGUGGCUGAAGGUGUGAAGUUGGGAAUUCAAGAGUGCCAACAUCAGUUCCGGGGGAGACGUUGGAAUUGCACAACCAUUGAUGACAGCUUGGCUAUUUUUGGGCCUGUUCUAGAUAAAGCCACCCGAGAAUCAGCUUUUGUGCAUGCCAUUGCCUCUGCUGGUGUGGCAUUUGCUGUCACACGCUCAUGUGCUGAAGGUACUUCCACCAUUUGUGGCUGUGACUCACACCAUAAGGGACCACCUGGUGAAGGAUGGAAAUGGGGAGGCUGCAGUGAAGAUGCUGACUUUGGGGUACUUGUCUCACGAGAGUUUGCAGAUGCCCGAGAAAACCGUCCAGAUGCUCGCUCUGCCAUGAACAGGCACAAUAAUGAAGCUGGAAGAACAACUAUCUUGGAUCACAUGCAUUUAAAAUGCAAAUGCCAUGGCUUGUCUGGCAGCUGUGAGGUUAAAACAUGCUGGUGGGCCCAGCCAGACUUCCGGGCGAUUGGUGACUACUUGAAGGACAAGUAUGACAGUGCUUCAGAGAUGGUGGUAGAGAAGCAUCGGGAAUCCCGUGGUUGGGUGGAGACACUGCGUGCCAAGUAUGCCCUCUUUAAGCCACCAACAGAGCGUGACUUGGUCUAUUAUGAGAAUUCACCCAAUUUCUGUGAACCCAACCCUGAGACUGGGUCAUUUGGUACAAGGGACAGGAUGUGCAAUGUGACCUCACAUGGGAUUGAUGGGUGUGAUUUACUCUGCUGUGGCCGUGGCCAUAACACUAGGACAGAGAAAAGGAAAGAGAAAUGCCAUUGCAUCUUCCACUGGUGCUGUUAUGUCAGCUGCCAGGAAUGCAUUCGUGUUUAUGAUGUUCAUACCUGCAAAUAA
Messenger RNA from Pseudonaja textilis, 1350 nucleotides. NCBI's taxonomy places the organism in Eukaryota, Metazoa, Chordata, Lepidosauria, Squamata, Elapidae. The record is from RefSeq and is a predicted model, not a curated record.